This is a messenger RNA of Culex quinquefasciatus (southern house mosquito), 444 nucleotides long. RefSeq names its product zinc finger protein 90. Gene Ontology annotation, cellular component: nucleus. The record is from RefSeq and is a predicted model, not a curated record. Gene Ontology annotation, molecular function: DNA-binding transcription factor activity, RNA polymerase II-specific; RNA polymerase II transcription regulatory region sequence-specific DNA binding. The coding region runs from base 1 to 444 and encodes 147 amino acids. Gene Ontology annotation, biological process: regulation of transcription by RNA polymerase II. NCBI's taxonomy places the organism in Eukaryota, Metazoa, Arthropoda, Insecta, Diptera, Culicidae. The transcript is spliced from 2 exons.
AUGAACAAACAUGACGGCAAAUCCCCAUACAAAUGCCGCAAACGGUGCAACCGGAGCUUCGUCGGAAACGUCAACCGGUACAUCCACGAGAUGCAGUGCGCCAAGGAACCGCAAAAGUGUCCCAUAUGCAACUACGACCUGAAGAGUAAGCGAGCCCUGGCGGACCACAUGAUAGCGGUCCACGGAGAGGCCAAACAUGCCUGCGGCGAGUGUGGAAUGCGGUUUCGGCGGGGGUCUUGGUUGACGCAGCAUCGUGUUAAGCUUCACGGUGCAUCGAUCCUCAAAACGGCACAGAACCUGCCGGUGGCAAGUUGUUCCGCAAAGCAGGUGGUUACCACCGCGGAAUCCGACUCGCAGUUCAAGUGUGACGAAUGCGGGAAAACUUUCACGCACCGACCGUUGAUGCAGUACCAUAAGCGGCGAAUGCAUCCGGUGCAGAAUUGA